Molecule: messenger RNA, 722 nt
Organism: Hibiscus syriacus
Lineage: Eukaryota; Viridiplantae; Streptophyta; Magnoliopsida; Malvales; Malvaceae
Product: H/ACA ribonucleoprotein complex subunit 2-like protein
Exons: 4
Coding region: 103-576 (157 amino acids)
Biological process (GO): snRNA pseudouridine synthesis; rRNA pseudouridine synthesis
Cellular component (GO): box H/ACA snoRNP complex; nucleolus
Molecular function (GO): box H/ACA snoRNA binding
Source: RefSeq, a predicted model, not a curated record
UCGGGUGUCACUGCUAUUUCUUCACGUUGCAGUAUUUACAUUCCCUUUCUCUUUGAAAGUGCUCUGUUUAUCUUAAAAAAGAUAAAAGAAGAACAGAAAAAAAUGGGAAGUGAUAGUGAAGCAGAAAGGUCGCAGCGGAAGGAGAAGGAGAGAAAGAAGAUGUUAGCUAUUGCUCCCAUUGCAAAGCCACUCGCUGGCAAAAAGCUCUGCAAGAAAACCCUCAAGCUCGUCCGAAAAGCUGCUGAGCACAAGUGUUUGAAGAGAGGAGUAAAGGAAGUGGUUAAAAGCAUUCGACGUGGUCAUAAAGGGUUAUGUGUUAUAGCCGGAAACAUAUCUCCUAUUGAUGUAAUAACUCAUGUUCCAAUCCUAUGUGAAGAGGCCGAUAUUCCCUAUAUUUAUGUUCCUUCAAAAGAAGAUCUUGCAACCGCAGGAGCUACCAAGAGACCAACAUGCUGUGUUUUGGUGCUAAUCAAGCCGCCCAAAGGCGAACUAGACCCUGCGGUACAAGAAAAGAUGAAGGCCGAAUAUAGCCAGAUAUUCGCAGAUAUAUCAGAGCUUACAUCCUCCCUUGUUUAAUAAACCAGAAAGGAAAAUGUUGCCUUUGUGAUAUAUACAUAAGUUUUGUCGAUGAGAUUCCAUCUUCUGCUUCUUCAGGCAAUGUGCUUUACUAAAGAACUACAAUUAGUACGUGGAAUAAAUAAUAAGGAUUCAAUUCCACCCGA